AUGCCUGCCGUCACCAGCCCUGCUGCCCAGGCGGAGAACGCCAAGAGCCUGAAGGUGCUCGAUGAGCUUAUGCAGAAGCUCACCAUCUCCAAGGAGGCCGACGCCGUCAAGGAGUCUGCCGCCGCUCUGGCUUCCUUCAUCAACGGCCCCAUUGAGGACCUCGAUGUGCCCAUCAAGACUAUUGAGGCCAUCAAGAAGCAGCUCGCCAACAAGAAGGAUGCGUCUGUCCGUGAGAAGGGCUUGAACGCCGUCCAGGCGAUCGCCCAGCACUCCGAGAUUGCUCCCAAUGUCGAGCCCUUCCUGGUUGUCCUCCUCCCCAAUGUUCUUGCCGCUGCUGGUGACAAGAUCACUUCUGUCAAGAAUGCCGCCAUUGCGGCUGCUCUGGCCAUCGCCGAGGCCAUCAACCCCAAUGCCGCCAAGUCCACGCUGCCGGCUCUGAUCCACUCUCUGCGCAACGCCCAGAAGUGGCCGGAGAAGAUGACCGUGCUUGACUUUAUCGACACCCUCAUCCGCACUGCUCCCGCCCAGCUUGCUUUCCGCGUCCCCGACUUGAUCCCCGUCGUCUCUGAGGCCAUGUGGGACACCAAGAAGGAGGUCAAGGACCGCGCCUACAAGACCAUGGAGAAGCUCUGCGAGCUCAUCGUCAACAGGGAUAUCGAGCGCUUCAUUCCUGAGGUCAUCAAGUGUAUCGCCAAGCCUGAGAACGUCCCCGAGACCGUUCACUUGCUCGGUGCCACCACUUUCGUCACCGAGGUGCAGGAGCCUACUCUGGCCCUCAUGGUCCCUCUUCUGGAUCGUGGUCUGGCUGAGCGUGAUACCGCCAUCAAGCGUAAGGCCGCUGUCAUCGUUGACAACAUGUGCAAGCUCGUCGACGACCCGAACAUUGUCGCUCCUUUCUUGCCCAAGAUGAUGCCCGGUCUCCAGAAGAACUACGAUAACCUGGCUGAUCCCGAGGCUCGAGAGAAGACCAAGCAGGCUCUCGACACCCUGACUCGCGUCGGCAAUGUCGUUGAUGGCAAGAUUCCCGAGGCCCGCAACGACAGCGACCUUGCUGUCGUUCUCGGCAAGCUCAAGGAGGCUCUGUCUCCUAAGUUCCCUCACGUCACUGGUGACAAGUUCAACCCCGUUCUGGAGUACAUCUCCGCCAUCGCUGGUCAGCUCGUUGACGAGAAGGAGACUGAGCCCACCACUUGGUACGAGAACCUGAAGACCUUCACCUCCGUUAUUGUUGGUGAUGAGAACUCCGAGGCUCUCGUUGAGACCCUCCGAAAGAAGGCUUCUCCCGGCCUCGCUGAGGAGGAGGAGGUCGAAGCCGACGAGGAGGAGGGUGAGGAUCUCUGCAACUGCACAUUCUCCCUCGCCUACGGUGCCAAGAUUCUGCUCAACCAGACCCAUCUCCGCCUGAAGCGUGGUCAGCGUUAUGGUCUUUGCGGUCCCAAUGGAUCUGGAAAGUCCACUCUCAUGCGCGCCAUCAACAAUGAGCAGGUUGAGGGUUUCCCCAAGCAGAGCGAGGUCAAGACUGUCUUCGUUGAGCACGACCUUGACUCCGCUGACACUGAGAUGACCACCAUUGACUGGACCAUGAAGAAGCUUGCCGAAGCUGGUGUCGAUGUCUCCAAGGAGGAGGUCGAGAGACGCCUGGAGGAGUUCGGCUUCACUCCUAGCAUGAUUUCUGGCGAGAUCUCCGCUCUGUCUGGUGGUUGGAAGAUGAAGCUGGCUCUGUGCCGUGCCGUCUUCGAGGCUCCCGAUAUCCUGCUCCUUGACGAGCCUACCAACCAUUUGGACGUGAAGAACGUGAAGUGGCUCGAGGAUUACCUCAUCAACUCUCCCUGCACAUCUAUCAUCGUCUCUCACGACAGCGGCUUCCUUGACAACGUCUGCCAGCACAUUGUCCACUACGAGCGCUUCAAGCUCAAGCGCUACAGGGGUAACCUCAAGGAGUUCGUCAAGCGCGUCCCAGCUGCCAAGUCCUACUAUGAGCUUGGUGCGUCUGAGAUGGAGUUCUCCUUCCCUGAGCCCGGUUUCCUGGAGGGUGUCAAGACCAAGGCUAAGGCCAUCCUGCGUGCUAGCAAGAUGAGCUUCCAGUAUCCUGGUACCUCCAAGCCGCAGAUCGCCGACAUCACCUUCCAGUGCUCUCUCGGUUCCCGUAUUGCCGUCAUUGGUCCCAACGGUGCCGGCAAGUCUACCCUCAUCAAUGUUCUGACUGGUGAGCUGGUUCCCACCGCUGGUGAGAUCUACCAGCAUGAGAAUAUCCGUAUUGCUUACAUCAAGCAACACGCUUUCGCUCACAUCGAUAACCACUUGGACAAGACCCCAUCCGAGUACAUCCAGUGGCGUUUCCAGACUGGUGAGGAUCGUGAGACCAUGGACCGUGCCAACAAGAUCAUCACCGAGGAGGAUGAGAAGGCCAUGGACAAGAUCUUCCGUGUUGAGGGCUCUCAGCGUCGCGUCAUUGGCAUCAACAGCCGAAGAAAGUUCAAGAACUCUUACGAGUACGAGUGCUCUUUCGCUCUUGGUGAGAACAUUGGCAUGAAGAACGAGCGCUGGAUUCCCAUGAUGACUGCCGACAACGCCUGGCUGCCCCGUUCCGAGCUUCUGGCUUCUCAUCAGAAGAUGGUUGCCGAUGUUGAUAUGAAGGAGGCUCUUGCCUCUGGUCAGUUCCGUCCUCUAGUCCGAAAGGAGAUUGAGUCCCACUGCGCCAACUUCGGUCUUGACGCUGAGCUGGUUUCUCACUCUCGUAUGCGUGGUCUGUCCGGUGGUCAGCGUGUCAAGGUCGUCCUUGCUGCCUGCUCUUGGCAGCGACCUCACUUGAUCGUUCUUGACGAGCCUACCAACUAUCUCGACCGUGACUCUCUCGGUGCUCUGUCCAAGGCGCUGAAGAAAUUCGAGGGUGGUGUCAUCAUCAUUACUCACUCUGCCGAGUUCACCAAGGACUUGACUGAGGAAGUCUGGGCUGUCCUCGACGGCAAGAUGACUCCUUCCGGACACAACUGGGUGCAGGGCCAGGGUUCUGGUCCCAGGCUCAAGGCCGACGAUGAUGACGAGGAGGACAAGUUUGAUGCCAUGGGCAACAAAAUUGUCACCACCAAGAAGAAGGCCAAACUGACCUCUUCCGAGGCCCGUAAGAAGAAGAAGGAGCGUAUGGCCCGCCGCAAGCGUGGUGAGGAGGUGUUCUCUGACGAGGACGAGUAA
This is a messenger RNA of Phaeoacremonium minimum UCRPA7, 3192 nucleotides long. RefSeq names its product putative elongation factor 3 protein. Gene Ontology annotation, molecular function: ATP binding; translation elongation factor activity; ATP hydrolysis activity. The transcript is spliced from 3 exons. Lineage: Eukaryota; Fungi; Ascomycota; Sordariomycetes; Togniniales; Togniniaceae. The coding region runs from base 1 to 3192 and encodes 1063 amino acids. The record is from RefSeq and is a predicted model, not a curated record.